Pimephales promelas (fathead minnow) is the source of this 2628-nucleotide messenger RNA. It is a transcript of the gene zfyve27, whose product is annotated as zinc finger, FYVE domain containing 27. Gene Ontology annotation, biological process: positive regulation of axon extension; protein localization to plasma membrane; vesicle-mediated transport. Gene Ontology annotation, molecular function: metal ion binding. Gene Ontology annotation, cellular component: endoplasmic reticulum tubular network; growth cone membrane. The record is from RefSeq and is a predicted model, not a curated record. NCBI's taxonomy places the organism in Eukaryota, Metazoa, Chordata, Actinopteri, Cypriniformes, Leuciscidae.
GCAGACAAAAUGCGAUCGAUGUGAUAGUGUGUAGAUACGAUCGAUGUGAUCGGCGCUCUUCUCCUCUUCCUGACACAAUCAUCGCGUUCUGACAUCUACACUUCUGCCUGCGAAUUGCGGAAGCAAAUUCGGUUCGAGUCGGUGGACAGGCGGUAAUAAAGCGUGUUUAUAUAUAUUUGUAAGAGGAUUAAUCUAUUAUUUAUCCAUCUUUUUCAAUAUUUAAGACGAUUUUGAUGACCCUGUAGCGGGAAGAAGACACUGUUUGAAGGAUUUAAAGCAUGCAGUGCACAGCCUCCUCUCCUCAUGAGCUCCCGCAGACGGGCGGCGAUCGGGCCAAACUCACUCAGCUCCCCGCCAAGGACUCGUCCUCCAUAGACAGCACCUCUGAGCUGGGCGGCCCCAGAGCGCUGACCUUUGACCUGCUGAACAUGGUGAUCUGCUUCAAGCGGAUGGCCAUCUUCCUGGAGCCCGUCACAGACACGCUGGAGGUGCUGCGGUUCCUGCUCGGGUGGAGGAUGCCGCUGUUCUCCCUGUCGAGCUGCGUUCUGCUCAACAUCCUCUUCCUCACGCUGAGUGAAGGCGGGUGGGUCUCUCUGCUGCUGCUGGCGGCCUCUGCUCCGGCUCUGCUGGGCUACCUCGGCAACCGUUGCCAGGGCGCGACCAGCGAGAUGGCGGUUCAGAAGAAGAAACACCACGCGGUCCAGCGGCGAGACCUGCAGACGGUCCACAUGAGCAAACAGGAGGCCAUGCUGGAGGUCAAGGGCAUGCUGAAAGGGAUAGAAGACGUUUUGACCCAGGCGUGUGUGUGUGCAGAGUCUGUGUAUAAAGUGUUUCACUGGGAGAACCACGCCGUGUCCUCCACGUUUUACGGUUCUCUCCUGACUGUGUUGUUCCUGCUGUGUGCGCUCCCGGUGGGUGUGAGUCUGUCUGUGCUCAACAGCGCCCUCUUCCUGUGGAACAGAGACUUCUGCAGAGUUCUUCUGGAGCUGAAGGAGUUUGUUUUCCCGAGUCGGGUCGAGUCCGUGGAGGAAACCGAACCAUGUGACCCAGAUCAGGCAGUCCUGCUGGAGCGCACGCCCACUCCAUCCAGUGUGGAGGAUCUUUCACCUGGCAACAUUGAAGAGGCAGAGGAGGCGGAGCCUGACGAUGAGUUUAAAGAUGCUAUAGAGGAAUCUCAGCUUGUGUUGCCGGAAACUCCUCUGGCUUUAGUGGAUGACGAGGACGUGGCUUCUGUUGUCCCCGAGUUUGACACCAUCUCUGAUAACGGGUUGUUGAGCAGAAACGAGCCCAUCCGCAGUAAAGUGUCCAAACUCACUGAAAAACUGCGCAAGCGGGUCCCUACCAACGCCACUGGAAACUGUUUCCAGUGCAAUUCAGCGUUUUCUGUUUUAAAGAAAAGGAGAAACUGCAGUAACUGUGGUGCCAGUUGUUGUUCCCGCUGUUGCUCGUAUAAAGUGUUCAAAUCCACUAUGGGAGCCACAGCUCCUGAAGCCCAAAGAGAGACUGUGUUUGUUUGUUCUAUGUGCAAUACUUUCCUCAACACCAAGUAGGAUUGGUCAUGAUCCUGAAAAACUCUUCCACCAUAGCAAUCCUGUAAGAGAAACUAGGGGUGGACCACAAUUCAGUGAUUCUCAAUGUUUCUUUCGUUCUAUCUGGAGCAUUUCACAUGGAGGACCAACAUCCUGCAGCUUAUGUUACCUUUUGGUUUUCUUCAGCUCUUGCUGUGGUUCCUCAGAGUUUUGUUUUCUUUGUUCAAAAUUCGUGACCCCCUUACCGGCUUUGCGUUUAAUGGUGACCUUUUUCUUUGGAAUAUGCUGCUUUCCCCAGCCAACUCUAAUAUAUCAAGAUCGGUUGGUUUACUUGGACCUCACCUUGCUGUGGUAUCAGAUGCUGUAGUUUCAUCAACCCUCAUUAUAACAUCACUUUCCAGAACUUGAGCCCUGGUGGGAAAUCAGGUUAAUAUCCAGGGCCCUGAUGAUGUAAUAUGAUCGUAUAAAGGAAAACAAGACCAUGUAAAUGAUGUUGGUCAUUUUCAUCAUUGCAUUGGAUGGCAAAAGCAAUGGAUCUGAGCGUUUCAGAAGGUUUAUAUUGUUUCACGUAAUUUCAAAUCUGAUAAGUUGGGUUGACAUCAAUGGUUUGUGAAGAAAAUACAUUUUAAUUCUCUCAUAAACCUGUUGACUUAACUCCUGUUACGAUUCGUAAACCUUCUGCUAUAGCUGCUUACCUGCUUUAUCCUGUGAUUGUUGAUUAUGUAUGUGUGCUUUUUUUAAUCUGGAGAAUGUUUUUAUUUAUAAAUGUAUCUUUGUUUUUUUGGAAAAUCCUCAAUAAUAAUCAAAAUAAUGCUACCAUAUUAGUCUAUCAGCAAAUAACGUCUCUUCAAUAAUUAUCCUCUUCACAUUCUUAUUGAAAGAAUGAGCUAGCUAUGUUCGUGUCAUUGUUUUAUUUUUCCGUCUGAUUGUUUUUAAGCCAUGGUUGAAUGUAAAAACAGAGUAUUAACGGUUAUAGAGCUAUGAAUGUCCUACUACUAUUUAAACAUAAAUUCAUAUUUGCCAGGUAAGUUAUCCAUAGUAUAACGCCAUGUUUCUUUGGUUGAAUCUACUGUUACAGUAAUAAAAAAUCUGAAUAUAA